Molecule: messenger RNA, 1443 nt
Organism: Gastrolobium bilobum
Lineage: Eukaryota; Viridiplantae; Streptophyta; Magnoliopsida; Fabales; Fabaceae
Product: ent-kaurenoic acid oxidase 2-like
Exons: 9
Coding region: 1-1443 (480 amino acids)
Biological process (GO): sterol metabolic process; brassinosteroid homeostasis; multicellular organism development
Molecular function (GO): iron ion binding; heme binding; oxidoreductase activity, acting on paired donors, with incorporation or reduction of molecular oxygen
Source: RefSeq, a predicted model, not a curated record
AUGGAUUCAAGUUUAGUGUGGUUGGGUCUGUUUACAUUGGGAGUGGUAGGGAGUGUUUUGUGGUGGUGGAAUGAGCUCUGGUACGUUGUUCCUCUUAGAAUCAAGUGUUCAGCUUCUGGCACCAAGUUGCCACCAGGCCACAUGGGCUUCCCUUUCAUUGGAGAUAUGAUCAGCUUCCUAUGGUACUUCAAAUUUCUUCGACGCCCAGAUGACUUUAUCAACUCUAAACGACACAAAUAUGGCGAUGGAGAAGGCAUGUUCAGGACGCACCUCUUUGGGUCACCAUCCAUAAUUGUAUACACACCACAAUUGAAUAAAUAUGUGCUUCAUUCAGCGGACAAGUUCGUAGACGAAUGGCCAUCUGUUGAACUCAUGGGCAGAACUUCCAUGGGGGCUGUCCAUGGGAAGUCCCACGCGCGGCUUCGCAACUUUGUCACCAAUGCUAUCAACCGGCCUGAGGCUCUACGCCGUAUCGCUCUUCUUGUCCAACCUGGCAUGGUCAAUACUCUUCAAUCCUGGGCACAAAUGGGUAAAAUCAAAGCCAAGUUUGAAACUCAAAAGCUGACAUUUGAAAACAUUGGAAAAUUAUUUGUGAGCAUGGAGCCAGGUCCACAUCUACAUUCAUUGGAUAAGCUUUUUCAAGGCAUACUUCCAGGAAUGAGAGCCUACCCAAUCAAUUUGCCUGGUUUUCCUUACCACCAUGCUUUUCAGUGUAGAAAGAAGCUUGAGGACUUUUUCUGGAUGGAGUUAGAUAAGAGAAAGAACAAACGUAGGGUUGAAAAAACUGAUCUAAUGGACGGAUUGAUGCAAAUAGAAGAUGAUGAAGGUAACAGAUUGAGUGACAGAGAAGUGGUAGACAACAUUGUUUCUCUAGUGGCUGGUGGAUAUGUGUCUACUGCCCUUGUAUCAAUGUGGGCUAUUUACCUUCUUGCUAAGAAUCCAAAUGUGCUCAGAAAGCUAAGGGAAGAGAACAUGGCUUUCAAAGAGAAAAGUCCGGGGGAUUUUAUCACAACUGAAGAUAUUUCAAAUUUAAAAUACACAAAAAAGGUCGUUGAAGAAGCACUAAGAAUGGCCAAUGUUGCGGCAUUUACUUUCAGAAAAGUUGACAAAGAAAUUGAUUACAAAGGUUAUAAGAUACCAAAGGGAUGGAAAGUAAUUGUCUUGUUUCGGUACAUUCAUACAAGCGCAGAGAACUUUGAGGAUCCCAUGUAUUUUAACCCUGAUAGAUGGAAUGAGCCUGCAAAGCCUGGAACUUACCUAGUCUUCGGCUCUGGACCAAGACUAUGCCCUGGAAACACGCUUGCCAGAAUUCAACUCGCACUUCUGCUUCAUCACUUGUCCAUAGGAUAUAAGUGGGAACUCCUCAACCCAAACGAAGAUAUAAUUUAUCUUUCCCAUCCAGCACCUGGUGAUGGGGUCGAGAUUAAGUUCAGCAAAUUGUAA